Molecule: messenger RNA, 2373 nt
Organism: Phalaenopsis equestris
Lineage: Eukaryota; Viridiplantae; Streptophyta; Magnoliopsida; Asparagales; Orchidaceae
Molecular function (GO): RNA binding; protein binding; metal ion binding
Source: RefSeq, a predicted model, not a curated record
GAUGAAUUGCUCAAGGAAGAUGAAGCACGUUACGGGCAUCAAAUUCUGAAUGAAUUUAAGGGGUUUAAAGCCGAAGAAGCACUUCAACUCAGCAACUUAGAGACGAGACUUGUUGAGAUGGUUUGGCAAGACGAUAGUUCUAGGCUCGAAUCUUUGCUGAAGCAUACCUCCGAACAUGAACUGGAAUCUCCUCACUCAAAAGAUGAAGCCUUGGAUCCCAACGUUGCUGCUAGACUUCUUCAGCUAACAUGUAAGCUGGACUCAGUGAAAUGUGCCCAGGUUCUUAUCGAAGGAAAAACUGCAAUGAGCGUUAACAUCAAUGAAAUGGAUUGUUUUGGGCGCUCCCCACUCCAUACUGCUGCAGAGAUGCUCUCGGCAAAGUGCGUUGGUCUUCUGCUUCGAAAGCAUGCUCGUGCUGAUCUUAGAUCCAAUGAUGGUGAUGCACUUCUUCCUCUUGAGAUCUCCCUGGCCAGUCAAAGGAUGCAUAUCAGUUGGUCUCCCGAAGAAUCAGUUGAAAAACUCCUGGUUUCUCUUAAAGGCAUGGAUUUGACUGUUAUCAGGUUGUUGGCUGAGGCAACUAAAGAUCUUACCGAGUUGUUCUACAUGAUGGCUGUGGAUGGUCGAGUGGUAGAGCUGGCGUCUCUCCUUCUAGUGGCAGCAGAUAAACUUAGGGUAGCAGCAUCCAUCCACGGAAAAAACAAUAGUUUGAGUUCUGAAAAGAACAAAACUAUGUAUGAACUUGUCCUGGAAGAGUCCCUAAUUCUACUGGAAAUGGUGAAAGGAGGACAGUGUUGGAAUUCUCUUCACUGGAUACAUGAGAAGCGGCAAGCACUACUCUGUCAGAUUAAGCUGCUUCACUUGUUUGGAUUUGCUUCCACUAUUAAUUGGGGGAACAAGAAAGAUUUUGCACCUCUGCUACGUGCAUUUCAGGCUGGAGAUGAAUUGUUAUCGGAAGUACUUAUCAGGAAAAGUUUGGAUGCUAAUGACAUUAAUGAAGAUGGGAACUCAUCCCUCCAUUUAUAUCUCAAGGGAGAUACCAGUUCUCAAGACCCCAGAAUCCUCCGGUCCUUGCUGAAGUGUGGUGCUAGAUUAUAUCAGCACAACAAAUUAGGCCUCACACCAAUUCAUCUGGCUUCACUCAAAGGAAAUUACGAAUCUCUUCAGAUACUGCUACUUCAUGCUCCAGAGUAUGUGGAUAUCCUUUCUGUGACAAAUGAGACGCCAUUGUUUUUUGCAGUGAAAGGUAAUUCUGCAAAUUGUGUGAAACUGCUUCUGCAGUUCGGUGCAAAUAGGGAUGCCCUUAAUCUCCGCAAGCAGAGACCAAUAGACCUGGCACCAUCUGAAGAAAUGCGUGUCAUUCUUAGAACAGUAUAUCCAAAAACCUUGGGCAGAAAUAAUCCCUCUCGGGAAGAUGAUGCCACCUACAUUUUUGAUGAAGAGCUCUGUGCAAGCAUGUUCCAAGGAUUUCUGGAACUGAAAGCUGAUAAUGCCAAACUGUACAACAAAAGUAAUUGCAAGGAAAUGGAUACCAAAAUCGGUAUUUGCCGCUACUUCCAUUCUCCGAAUGGAUGUGGAAGAGGUAGCAAAUGUUAUUAUUCCCAUGGAGAGGAAGCACCUAGACUAGAGAAGAACAGGUUGUUGGAAGUCAAAGCUAAGCUUCUCAGGUCUAAUAAGGAUCCUGCGAAUUUCAAUGAUGAACUGCAACUGAAAAUCUUUGUUGGGGGACUUCCUCCUUCAGUUGAUUCAGAUGAUCUGAAGAAGUUCUUUGAGGAGGAGUUUGGACCUGUGGAUGAUGCGUUAGUCGUCGGUACCAGAGUGGGCAAUCGUGUGAUAUCCAAAGGUUUUGGUUUUCUCACAUUCAAGCAAGAAGAUACCACGAAAAUGGCUGUCAAGGCUCAUUUUGUGACUCUUUAUGGUAAGACGAUUGAGAUCAAAAGUGCUCUCCCGAGAUGCCAUCUGGAGAAUUCGACUUCUCUCUCUGAUCGGGAACUCUUCAAAGAAGACGAACCGGAUGAGGCUAAUAGCAGGAUGCCUUGUUGCGGAGACUCCAUUAGUCAGCAAGUAGUCGGCGAACAUCCUCCAUGGUUAAUCAGGUUCAAGAAGUGGUUUCCAGCCUACCUGAACAAAACAUGCAGAAGGCUCGGUGACGGAGAAUGGUAUCCUCUUUCAUCCUUGAAAGGAGAUUUUCGAGCCACAUGUGGGAUGGAACUUGAUCACGAGUCUAUCGGAUACCUGAAAUUGAGCGACUUUCUUCGCUCACUCCCCGGGAUCUGUAAGUUGCAGGUGAUUUCAACGGGAAAUGGUUCCCCUACCCACAUGGUUCUCCGACCUUUAUGUUCAUUGACUUGCAACCAGCCGCAGCAGCCAAAACUU